CUGUCUGUAGAAAACGCCCAUUCGUCCUCCUUCCUCCUUCGUUCCUCCUCUCUGCCUGGCUAUCGCCUUCUUCUCAAUAGCAUUGACAGCGCACUUACCCACACUCGAUCUCUCACACUCGCCAGGGACGAUAUGUUAGUUACAUACCCUCACACCCAUACACACACACACCCAUACACACACACACGACACACAUUGCGUCAAGGUCCAUCCGGUCCCUCCUGUCCCUCCCUCCCUCCCUUCCUCCCUCUAUGGAACAUUCUUAUCAAUUGCAUACACAGCCUCUCAUCAAGCAGCAGCAGCAAAAGCAGCAGCAGCAGCCAACAGACGACAUAUGUAGCGAUCAGCACGUCACACGCCGCACCGAACGGCACACCAGCGUCGUGUGCCUGCGCGGCCGGCGCGUGUGCUUUGCACCGCACACACAGGACAUACAGAAAUCUACACCCCCUCUCUCUAUAUCUAUUUCUCUCUCCCUCUCGCCCCAGUGAGUGAGUGAGUGAGUGAGUAUGUGUGGUGUGCGUGGUCCAUCUACGCGGUGGCCUCGGUGCCGCUGACGUCCUCCUUCUCCUCGCCCCCCUCUCCCUCCGCUGCCGCCGCCACGGCGGCAGCCUGCUUGUGUGCCAGCGUCGCUUGGUGCUCCUCAACGUCAGUCGUCGACGCGUCCGCACUCCUCUCGCUACCGCCCACAGGGCCCUGGGUGGCCUCGGCCUUGCCCGACGAAGGGGAGGCCGAUGGCGUGACCUCCUUGACGGCGACGACGACCUGCCCCUCCCAAGGCCCCUUGCCCUCCCCCUCCCCCGCCCCCUUGUCCUGCCCUUGCUCACCGCAGCCGCCCGCCGCACACUCGGCCUUGAUCGGGGCGGCGUUGGCCGUCACCACUGGUGCCGGUGGGGGUGGGGAUGGUGUGGUGGUGUCGACCUUUCUGUGCUGGUUGCCGCCCUGUGUGGUGUUGCUCGGCUCCUCUGGCUUGGUGUUGGUGGUGGGGGUGGGGCUGGUGUCCUUCGGUGCGAUGGCCUCCUGCUGGUGGUGGUGGUGGUGGCGGUUCUCGUCCUGCUCGUCAUCGUCGGGUCCGUCGUCUUGCAGCACCGCCGCAGUGCUGUCCGUCUCGCCCUUGUGGUGGUGCCUCUCGCUGGCCCGCCUGUCGGCGGCAGGGAGUGGCGCAUCCUGCUCUGUGGACAGCGCAGGGGCCGGUGCGGGUGUGGGUGCCGACUCCUUCUUGUCGUCCUGCUGUGUGUGCGUGGUGCCGUCCUCCUUGGUGGUGUUGUUCUCUGUGGUGAGUUGCGGUGCCUCAGUGUCCUGGUUGUUGUCCUCUUCUUCCCUGGGUGCGGGGAAAGGGGGCUCGGUGACGGGCGGGGAGAUGUCCCACUUGGUCUGGGAGGCCGCAAGGGGGCUCAGCAGCUCGGCCACCGACGCCCUGUCCUCCUCCUGCUGCUCCUCCUUGCGGAUCGUGAACGACACACCCGUGUAGUCCUCAACUGAGAGUUGAGACACCACCACACACACGCAGACAGACAGACAGACAGACAGACAGACACGGACAAUUGCAUGGGCGCCUCCGUGUUUUGCCGCAUGUGUCUGUGUGUGUGCGUACUUACCCCAGUAGUACCACUGCGUUUCCGCCCUGAGUUUGUAGAAUUUCUCGCUGGGGCGUGUCCGCACCCAUGAACACGCGCUUCGACACCCAGUGCGUCGGCUGGUGGUGAUCACACACACAACAGACAACACAAUGCACACAAUGGACAUGCCCGAGGUCUGAUCUGAUCUGCCUUCCUCUCGCUCCCUCCCUCCCGCUCGUCUGUCUGCUUUGCUCACCGCUGGAGAAUCCCCACGUCAUGGCUGCCGCCGGCUCACACGACCCAACACGCCGCUGUCCACACAAACGCCACGCUACACUCGCUGCUCUACGCUGCUGGCUACAGAAAACCCGAUACGGGAGUGGCGAUAGGCAGGGCCGCCACAGACGCUCAACUCGCAGAGGACACGGCGGACAGGCGGCGUGAGAUGGCAAAAUCGCCAGUCUCCA
Vitrella brassicaformis is the source of this 2026-nucleotide messenger RNA. Lineage: Eukaryota; Vitrellaceae. The record is from the annotation of a GenBank genome assembly.